GGCAAUUAUUUUAUUUUUGUUUGAUGUCAAAAUUGAAGUCCAAAUUUUUUGUUUGUUUAAAAAUAUACAUAUAAAAAGUUAAUCAUGGGUGGAGAUCCUAAUUUAUCUGAUAUGAAAGCAACAUAUUACCCGCCUUCCAUUCAACCAGCUUUUAUGGGUGCUCAUCCACCUAUUAAAAAUGGAUACGGGAGUCUUUCGGAAUCUGCCAAUAUUAGUUACUUUCAAAACUAUCGAAAUGAAAAUCUUAGCAAAUUUCAAAUGCCCCCAUAUGAAUGGGGUUUGACAAAAACACCUUAUAGUCCUCGACCUGAUAUAGCUGUGGGUGGUAAAAGUACAAAUUGGGCGAAAAUGUUAAAUAUGCCCCCUUCGCCAGUCACAGUGGUCAAUUUAGGUAGACAGCAGGAAAUAAACGAUUUUUAUAAGCUAACGCAGUUACAUAGGGAUCAAUAUAAAGAUCAUACCGGAAGAUUACAUCCGUACGAUUACUUUAGAACGGCAGACUUUAGGUACCAAUGCCCAUCCGACCCCACAACAAGGUACUUGAAAUCUCCGCAAUAUUAUGUUAAAUACAAAGAUCCUGCAGUGUUACCACUGACACUGGAAAGAAGCUUCAGGGCCCCACCCUUGCCGGCCAGAGCACUCACUGGUAGAUUUGCACCAAGUAGUGAUAUAAGUUAUAAAAGAUAAUUUAAUGCAAGAUAUGCAAAUUAUGUCUAUUUUUGUACCUAAUUGUGAUUUUUAUUUAUAUGUGGUACUGUUGGUUUGUAAGUAAUUUUUAAUAUUUGGAUGUAAACGUCUCUUUUGUG
Agrilus planipennis (emerald ash borer) is the source of this 806-nucleotide messenger RNA. RefSeq names its product UPF0573 protein C2orf70 homolog. NCBI's taxonomy places the organism in Eukaryota, Metazoa, Arthropoda, Insecta, Coleoptera, Buprestidae. Bases 85 to 687 code for a protein of 200 amino acids. The transcript has 4 exons. The record is from RefSeq and is a predicted model, not a curated record.